Drosophila mojavensis is the source of this 552-nucleotide messenger RNA. RefSeq names its product N-alpha-acetyltransferase 20. Gene Ontology annotation, cellular component: NatB complex. The transcript has a single exon. Gene Ontology annotation, molecular function: protein-N-terminal amino-acid acetyltransferase activity. Gene Ontology annotation, biological process: N-terminal peptidyl-methionine acetylation. The record is from RefSeq and is a predicted model, not a curated record. NCBI's taxonomy places the organism in Eukaryota, Metazoa, Arthropoda, Insecta, Diptera, Drosophilidae. Bases 1 to 552 code for a protein of 183 amino acids.
AUGAGUUGCCUGCGGGAGAUGCAUCUCGAUGAUCUUUUUAAAUUCAACACGUUAGUCUUCGAUCCAUUCACCGAGGUGUAUGGCCUCAGUUUCUUCAUGCGCCACCUGGCCCAGUGGCCCGAACUGGCGCUGGCCGCCCUCUCGCCUCAGGGCCAACUGGCCGGCUUCAUUUUUGGCAAGUGCCUGCCCGGCACGGAUGCCGCCGACCUGCACGGUCACGUUUGCGCGCUGACCGUCGAGUCGCACUAUCGCCGGCUGGGCGUGGCCUCGCUGCUCAUGAACCACUUUGCGCACUUGCUGGACCUGAGGAACGCCUGGUAUGUGGAUCUCUAUCUGCGCUGCAGCAACCAGGCCGCCUACCAGCUCUACUGCGCCCUCGGCUACUGUCUGCGCCGCGUCCUGCUCGAGUACUACCCAGGCGAUCCCGACGAGGAUGCCUUCGACAUGCGAAAGCCGCUGGCCAUAGACGUCCUGGGCCACUCCCUGCUGGUCGCCAGCAAGCAGUCGGUGCACCUGCCCAGCGACGAGGAAAGCGACGACGACUACAACUAG